This is a messenger RNA of Neolamprologus brichardi, 3715 nucleotides long. NCBI's taxonomy places the organism in Eukaryota, Metazoa, Chordata, Actinopteri, Cichliformes, Cichlidae. The record is from RefSeq and is a predicted model, not a curated record.
UUCAUCCUCCACCUGAAGCUGAUGUGGACACAAACACUAUUCUUCCUUUGAUGUCAGAGGGAGAGAGUCCUCUGCUUUUGCUCGCAUCUAACGAGGUUGGAGAGCGACUCUUCCUUUUUCGGCCAGGCCGCUUUAGGGCACGGCAGGGCGGAGAAGGAGCGACGCGGGGUUCGGUGCCGGAGCGGUCUGCGGAGCUCUGGCAGCGACUGCUUAAUGAAGGAAAGAGCCGCGGGCUGAUUACAGCACCGAGACAAGCUGCAGGAGGAAAUCCGAGGAGCUGAUUCUUUCAGAGUGAGCUGCAAAGGAGCAUUCACCAUGUUUCUGUGCGUGUGUCUAAUAUGGACACAGCUGCUGCUCACAGAAUCAUCUUCCAAUGAGGCCUCACCUUUCCGCCACUUGGGUCGUUUCCCUCCAUCUCUGUAUGGUCAUCAGGAUGUGAACAAACUGCCAGAGUUCCAGCACCACCUCCAUCAUCAUCGUCACCAUCAGCACCCUGCCAGAUUAGCCAAAGACCUACCUGAUGGUCUGUUUCCUCAGGAGCCCGCCGGCCAGCAAAGCCUUAACCUGCUGGCACGACCACAUCACGAGGUGCAGCCGGAGCAUGCUGCUAUAUCCGCACGACAUUUAGUUACUGUGUACCUGGCUGUGGAUGUGAGAAGGCUGAACGUCAGUCUUCUUCGGUGGUUUCGGGAGGGUGUAGCGGCAGCGCUGGGCGUUCCUGUGGGCCACGUCCACAUCAACCAGCUGAAUGAGAAGAAGAAUGGUAUCGAGCUGUUUGUGUCCUCCGAUAGGCUGGGGAUCUCCGAGCCCCGCCCCGCCGAGGAGGUCAUCCAAUCACUGAACGUCAGGGUGCUUCAUCGCCACCUGGGACACUUUGGCAUCACCGAGGUCUCCACUGAGAAAAACGUCCUUCAGGGCGAGCAGCGGGACCACGUGUGGAGCAGAGAAGGCUUUUAUGCUGUCGUCCUCUUCUUCACUGUAUUCGUCAUCGUCAUCACCUGCUUGAUGGUUUUGUACCGACUGAAAGAGAAGGUGCAGGUUUCUGACAGACAGCUGAAAGCUCCACCCCCUGACCUCCAUCUAACCCCGACAAUACCUCUAGACCCCGCCCAGAGGUCAAAGGGCACCGAGGUGAUCGUUUCAGGAAGCAUGGUCCAAGCUGAGCUCCUGCCUGCUGUAGCCACACCCAUUCCCCAGCAACAGCCAAUCGCAGCCUGCCACCGCCUCGGUCCACCUGUCGUCCCUCUGCCAAGGUUAUUUUAUUUAAUGUACAGGAGGAAUGAGACUGAGCUUUUAAAACGUGGCUCUAAUGUCUCCCUGGUGUUGGACAUGUCUGCUCUCGGCACUGUGGAGCCCCUUAACGUCGCCGUGGUAACCCCCAGGGAGGCAGCAGCCAGGGAGUACCUGCUGUCGGCCGGCCGGCCGCUCACCCGACAGCAACUGCGCGACAUCGUUAACAACACCCACAAGCUGCACGCCGAGUUCGCUGAAAUCCCAAUGAACCUCAUAGAUCCCAAGGAGCUGGAUAUUCCAAAUCAUGGGACCAAGAACAGAUAUAAGACCAUAUUGCCCAACCCUCAUUCCAGAGUGAUCCUAAAGUCAAAGAGCUCCAACGACCUGCUGAGCACCUACAUCAAUGCUAACUACAUACGGGGUUAUUUGGGGGACGAUAAGGCGUACAUCGCCACUCAGGGUCCUAUGGUGAACACAGUGAAUGACUUCUGGCAAAUGGCCUGGCAAGAGGAGUCACCAGUUAUUGUCAUGAUAACCAAACUGAAGGAGAAGAACGAGAAGUGUGUUCUGUACUGGCCGGAGAAAAGAGGCAUCUACGGGAAGGUUGAAGUGUUGGUGAACAGCAUCAGAGAGUGCGAACACUACACAACUCGCAGCCUCACGCUCAAGUGUGGGAACCAAACCCGCUCUGUGCAGCAUUACUGGUACACAUCGUGGCCUGACCACAAAACCCCGGUCUCAGCACUGCCGCUGCUGCAGCUCAUGACUGACGUAGAGACGGACAGACGGGCCGCCACCACCGUGGGACCAGUUAUAGUCCACUGCAGUGCUGGGAUUGGGCGAACGGGAUGCUUCAUCGCCACGACGAUAGGCUGCCGGCAGCUACAGCUGGAAGGAGUGGUGGAUGUACUGGGCAUCACCUGCCAGCUCCGAGCCGACAGAGGAGGCAUGAUCCAGACAGGUGAGCAGUAUGAGUUUGUCCAUCAUGCCUUGAGCCUAUAUGAAGCCCGUCUAUGUGCAGAAACUGGCCAGUGAGGUUUAUCCACCUGACGAAGGUACAAAUUUAACCUGGAAGUGUGCUAAAACAGUCCUCUGCAGGUGUGAACUGUGGUUUGGGAAUUCUAAGUCUGGGAAAUUCUGGAGGCGGCCUUGGAAUUUGAUGGACAGCAUGGACAACCAAGCAGGACUGUUCUGGGAAGAAUCUGCUCAAGGAAAAGGGAAAGGCAAAUUUUUAAGAAUGGAAUGUAUCUUUUCAUCUUUUCUUUUUCAUCAAACUCUGUGGACCCGCCCACUUCACUUAACCAACCGAUUGUUGGAUUGAGUUUUAACUAACCAGACUCUCCCAUAAUGUCUCUUUUGUCAUAGAGACUUAACAACUUCAAUUUACUGAAACUGAUGGUACAUUGUUCAAUAACACUGUUGUGUUUAUGUCUUCUAGCAUUUUCAUUAUUUUGUAAUGUGGUGUUUUUAUAAAAAUGGCUACUGAAAAAUGACUGUUAGCUGCACCAUUGGUUAAACUAUUCUAGUACUGUUGAACCAACACUUACCUGUUUGUGACCUCAGCAUGCUGUUCAUUACUCUGAUUUAGUCACAGUGCACUUCCUACACUUAGGCUAAGACAAGGUUCAAAUGCUCCUUUUUUUAACCUGUUAUUUAGUGGUGGUUUUCUUCUUCUUUUUUUUUUUUUCUUCAUAUUUUUUCACAGUCUCAUUGACUUAUUAAACUAUUGCACAUCAAACUUCUCAGAGAUGCCAAACACACAAACUAGAUUGACAUCAAUAGGGCUAAUGCUAGGUUCAGAUACAUUAACAACUGACAUUGGUAGUUAUGUAAGCUAAUGGAUAGACAGCUAACAAAUAAAUUCUUUUAUCAACAGUUGCCCAUGGGGUAACAGCAACUUUUACAUUCUUGUUUCUGUAAGUUUCCCAGCUUUUGCUGAGGUCCCAAAUGGGGCUACCUUUAGCAACAUGCUAAAAGCUAACAAAGCAGAUUGAUGCUAAUCUUCCGCUAAGCUAUAGUUCUUGUAAUACAGCAAAGCAAUUAAUGGCUAAUUAUAGCUCCAGUAGUUUUAUUGCUUUAAUGUUGAUAAAUAUAUACUAACCACUUAACUCAUGCUAUAACUAGUAGUACAUUAUCCUAAUACAGUAUUUUUGUUAAACCAAUUAAAUCUAAUAUUCUGCUGCUAAGCCAAGCUUGCAUAGUGAUGUUAACAGUUGUUUAUGUAAUAUUCAUCAAGUACAGCUCAAGAGAGGUUCUGGCAGCAAUGCCAAGUCUGGGUAAUAUGGUAGCUGUAACUUACAAUGCAAAAAAAAUAAUUAUUUUUUCUUGACAUAAAUCACCUUUAUGUCAACACUUAAAAAGACCAAUGAAUAAUACAUUAAAUAAAUAAAUAAACAAAUAAAAAUACACAGGGAAAUGGAAAAUGGUGGCUUACAAGGUAUCUCACAAGUAGUGUUUUUAAUUGUUAAAUUAAAAGUCAAAA